Sphaeroforma arctica JP610 is the source of this 1379-nucleotide messenger RNA. RefSeq lists its product as hypothetical. Lineage: Eukaryota; Ichthyosporea; Ichthyophonida. The transcript has 9 exons. Gene Ontology annotation, cellular component: RNA polymerase III complex. Gene Ontology annotation, biological process: transcription by RNA polymerase III. The record is from RefSeq and is a predicted model, not a curated record. Bases 125 to 1069 code for a protein of 314 amino acids.
ACUACCACAUGUCAUCUACAUCUAUGUUAUCUAGAUCCCAGCCUCUGAUCUCAUCCCAAAGGUAUACAAGAUUUUGGAGGUAGGUUAGGGUUAGUAUAGCUUUGCAUAGGAAGCAGUCGACAUCAUGGCCGAGGCGCCAAGGAGAACCGAGAAUGAACUGCAGAAGAGCAUUCUUACUGAGAUCAAAGAAUUUGCUGAUGGAAUCGGGCCUGAGGAGCUAAUGCAAAGAUGCGAGAUCGUGAAAGAGGAUCUGUUGCGCAAUGUAAAUCUUCUGCUGAAAAUGCAGAAGAUCAAAAUGCUAAAGCAAGGUGGCAAGCCACUAUUUAAAAUAGUUGACCCAGGGGACCGCACGGUUGGAAUGUCUCAGAAAGAAUUGCUGGUCCAUCAGUUGAUUGAAGAUGCUGGUUCGUUAGGCAUUUGGCAAAGGGAGUUGCGUAUCCAAGUGAGCAAAGACAUUGUGUCCACGGAGCUGACGAAAAUCAUGAAGAACUUCAUGAACAGAGGGAUUGCCAAAGAAGUCAAGUCAGUCAUGGAGCCGAAGAAGAAACUGUACAUGUUAUCAUAUAUCACACCCGACCGGUCACUGACAGGUGGUGUGUGGUACAACGAAGCAGACUUCGAUAAAGAAUUCGUCAACGCCAUGAGCCUUGUGUGCGCAGACUACUGCAUUGCCAGGGGGCGAGAAGCAAAGUUGAACCAUCCACACGAUUUCUUGGAGAGAGUGAAAGCCAGUUGCGUUUCCGAAGCUGAGCUGCUCGAGCACAUUGUGAAGUGUAAAGUCUCACAAGUAACGCUCCAAGUGAAAGAUGUCGAAUGCCUCAUGCAAGCCUUGGUGUUCGAUGGCAAAGUGCAGAUACUGAUGGCUGGCGGUGCAGUCACCCCUGUAAAAGACCGCCAAGGAAGGGCAAUCUCGGCAGGCAUGAAGAUAUAUCGAGCAGUGGAAACCCAUCUCCCAGCCAAUGGGUUGACCCAAUCGCCAUGUGGUGUUUGUCCUGUGUUCAAAUUCUGCAACGUGGGAGCUCCCAUCUCCCCCGAAUCAUGCACAUACCUGCGAGAUUGGCUGGAUUAGCUGCUGCUGAUCAUAAUUUAGAUUGUAUAUAACACAUUUUAGAAAUAAGGUAUACCACAGAAAGCGACAGAUGUCUUUGUAGUCUAAAACCAAUAUCGAUUGGAUCGGCGAGCUUCAACUUAUUCGUGAAUCUUCCCAACAGAGCACACAACUUGUAUGGAGGCCUUCCGCAUUGUGAGCAUUUAACAGGUUCAUCCUGUCAUGCGAGAUGCUUCAGUUCAAGUGCUGCCAAAACCCCUUCCACAUUGAUCGUAUUACAAAUGCGACCCGUCUCAGCAGAUAAAAGAAACCACUAUUAAACUAAACGCAC